Messenger RNA from Tarenaya hassleriana, 1249 nucleotides. RefSeq names its product CASP-like protein 4A1. The record is from RefSeq and is a predicted model, not a curated record. Bases 143 to 1015 code for a protein of 290 amino acids. NCBI's taxonomy places the organism in Eukaryota, Viridiplantae, Streptophyta, Magnoliopsida, Brassicales, Cleomaceae. The transcript is spliced from 3 exons.
CCUUUUCUGCUAAUUAUUUUGUUUCCCAGUUUUCAAAGUUUUGUCUCUUUUCGUCUUCUUCCCCAUUGACUACGUAGACGCCUUGAUCACUUCCUCUGAUUUAAAAAAAAAAAACAGAAUAAAGAAACUCAAGAGAGCGAAAAUGGAAGAACAGAAGAAGCAACAACAAUACAAGGGACAACAACGAGAUCUGUAUUCUCGUUCUCCACCGCCAUCGUCUCCGUCUCCGUCGAUGUCACCGCUGCAUCACGACGUGUCCUCUCGAUCAUCGGCGCCACCAUUACCGCCACCGUCGCAAUCUCUUCCUGAUUCGCCCACCGUCUCCUCGAUCCCCGACAGCCAUGGAUCCUCACCUCACACGGUCUUCCCCACGCCGCCUCUCGCCGUCGCGACUCCGUCGCAGGUUUCGUCCGUCGCGACGACGAAGGCCGAGACUCCGUUCAGAGUCACCAGCGGGAUAGCUAACGGAGACGCUCAGGAGCAGAAGCUCGGGGAGAGCAGGCGGAGACUGAGGCCGGACUUGUCUUCGCUGCGGGAAUCGAGGAAGGGGGCUUUGGUUCGGAAGGCCUUGCUCGGAUUUAGGGUAUCUGCAUUCGUGUUCUGUCUCGUGUCGUUCUCUAUCAUGGUCGCCGACAGAGAUCAGGGAUGGGCUCGUGAUUCCUUUUACAAAUACAAAGAGUUCAGGUACUGUAUGGCUGCGAAUGUGAUUGGUUUUAUCUAUUCAGGUUUCCAGAUAUGUGACCUAUUGUACCUAUUAUCCACCAACAUUCGUAGAUCGCGGCACAAUCUCCGGCAUUUCUUGGACUUUGCUCUUGAUCAGAUGAUUGCUUAUCUUCUUGCAUCCGCUUCAACUUCGGCUUCUGUCCGAGUGGACGACUGGAUAUCAAACUGGGGAGCAGACAGAUUCCCGAGCUUGGCGAGAGCUGCCUCUUCCCUGUCUUUUCUCUCCUUUGCAUCUUUCGCCCUAAUCUCGUUGGCUUCGGGUUAUGCCCUCUGCACUCUCAGGUCCAUCUAAACAAUAUCCACCAUUCCUCUGUUUCUCAUGACGACAUUGUUACACGCUCUAUGUAGUUGUAAUUAUCUCUUCUCUUCUUGAUCAUUGGAGACAGACAGAACCCUCUUUCUAAGUUGGAGGGUUAGUCAGGCCGUGUGGAAUAUAUUCUCUGUCUGUCUCUCUGUACAUUGGAUUCUUAUUAUAUCACCUUAUCUACACUCGUGACAAAAAGCUAAACGAUGGCAUCUUCGUAUA